AUGGCCUCUACGACGAACAACCCUGCUCCGGAGAAGGCUGCGAGCGUGAGCUCAAACUCACGGGACUCAAAGGAUCUCAAGACGACGCAAAGCCAUGGGGCAGAGGUAGAGAAGGGAACUGCUACUGGACUCGGUCACGAGUCCGAUACUGAGCUCAAGCUCAGGGUCCUAAACGACGCCAUGCAGAGCGUUGGGUUCGGAAAAUAUCACCUCCUUCCGGGUCUCCUCAUUCCGACCACACUCCCCGAGUUCUUCACGGUCGAUCCAUCGUAUCUUGUCAUCACCGUCUAUGCCGGCUUGUUCGUUGGAGCCGCCUUUUGGGGACUCAUGUCUGAUCUCUAUGGACGAGUGUGGCCAUUCAACCUCACCCUCAUUGUCGCCGGUGUGUUUGCCACGGCGGCAGGAGGUGCAAACACCUUCACCCAGCUUGCCGUUCUCAUCGGUCUUUUCGGCUUUGGUGCAGGAGAGUUCAUGCCGGCGUCGCAUAGCUACCUCCUCACAGCCUUGCAAACGUUCUGGAUCCUUGGUAACAUGUUCAUCGCUGGUUUGGCUUGGGCUUUUAUCCCCAAGCGAGCUUGCGACUUCAUCAAUCCUUGUACCAAGGAGGGGAACAUGGGAUGGAGGUAUAUGAUGUUCACCUUCGGAAGUGUUACCCUCCUCCUCGGUCUCGUCCGGUUCUUCGCGUUCCCUAUCCAUGAAAGCCCCAGGUACCUCCUCGCUCGAGGAAGGGACGAAGAGGCUGUCGCCGUGGUACAGGCCAUCGCUAAGUACAAUGGAGUCGAGUGCUCCUUGACCGUGGAGGACCUCAAGAAGGUUGGCAGCGGGCGUCCCGAAGAACCCGCCACAGUUGGACAGAAGUUUGGCUAUGUCUUCCAACGUAUUGUCGCGUUGUUCAAGCCGUUGAGGAUGGCUUUGUCGACCGUCAUUUUGAUUGUCCUCUGGAGUGCGAUCGGUCUUGCCACUACACUCUAUUACAGCUUCCUGCCCUACCUACUUUCUCUUCGCGCAGAGGAGUUUGGCGCCGGCACACCACUUGACAUCACUUAUCGUAACCAAUUUAUUAUCUCGACUUGCGGUCUCAUCGCCCCCUAUUUGGCCAGUUUGGCCGUUGAGAUCCCAUUCCUCGGACGCAGAGGGACCUUGGCCAUUGGCUGCGCUCUAUCCGGCACUUUCCUCUUGGCAAGCACCACUUCCAAGAACUCGAACGCUCUUCUCGGUUGGAACUGCGGUUACCAGUUUGGAAGCGCUGUCCUGUACAGCGUUCUGUACGCCUUCACCACCGAAGUCUUCCCCACCAAAAACCGAGGAACAGGAAACGCAAUUGUUUCCAUGUUCAUCCGUAUCUCUGGUGUCCUCGCACCGUUGCUCGUCUUGUAUUACCCAAUUGAAAGCACUGUCCCUGCCUACGUUGGUGGUGGACUUACCGUUGCUUGCUGCAUCCUUCCUCUCCUGGUUCCAUACGAGCCCAGAGGAAAGCCAACCAUCUAG
Coprinopsis cinerea okayama7#130 is the source of this 1488-nucleotide messenger RNA. RefSeq lists its product as hypothetical. Bases 1 to 1488 code for a protein of 495 amino acids. Gene Ontology annotation, cellular component: membrane. NCBI's taxonomy places the organism in Eukaryota, Fungi, Basidiomycota, Agaricomycetes, Agaricales, Psathyrellaceae. The transcript has 9 exons. The record is from RefSeq and is a predicted model, not a curated record. Gene Ontology annotation, biological process: transmembrane transport. Gene Ontology annotation, molecular function: transmembrane transporter activity.